AUGGCGGAAAGUGACCGCGAGGGAUUCAAUUAUGGAAAAUAUGGCGAGGGCUAUACUGCCUCUACGGAAGUCAUCCGAGAGCAAGAGUACCCUAAUCUGAAUAGUAUGCCCCCUUCCUUGAUACCAUUCCGAUCCACCUAUACUGAUUAUCAUCCUUUACGGGGCACAGAGACAAUUUAUCUUGAUCAUGCCGGUACAACGAUUUAUGCCAAGUCAUUGAUCACGGCGUUCUCGCGUGAGAUGAAUUCCAGUCUGUUUGGAAAUCCCCAUUCAAUGUCUCUUUCUUCGCAAUUGUCCACACGGCGGACAGAAGAGGUGCGAACACGGGUCCUUCACUUCUUUAAUGCUAGCCCCGAGGAGUUCGAUGUGGUUUUUGUGGCAAACGCGACAGCUGCUAUCAAAUUGGUAGCCGACUCGUUUCGGGAUUGUGAUUCUCGGGGUUUCUGGUAUGGGUAUCAUGUUGACUCCCAUACCAGUGUCGUUGGUGUCAGGGAAGUUGCCGAGAUGGGUUAUCAAUGCUUCCAAGAUGUCGAUGUGGAUGCUUGGGUCGCCGAGUUAGGCACAGCUCAGCUAAAAGCACCCAGACUGUUCGCAUUCCCAGCUCAGUCUAACAUGAACGGUCGACGUCUCCCAAUCCGUUGGUGUGAGCAGAUUCGCUCCGCUGCGAAUGAAACAGGGAACGUAUUCACUCUUCUUGAUGCUUCCUCGUUUGUGUCGACCGCUCCUCUCGACCUAGGUAAAGCAACCGAUGCUCCUGACUUUACGGCAUUGAGCUUUUACAAGAUCUUUGGGUUCCCUGAUCUCGGAGCGUUGAUUGUCCGAAAAAGCGCGGCCCACAUUCUCGAACGACGAAAGUUCUUUGGCGGGGGCACAGUAGAUAUGCUUGAGGACGGAACUCUUCCUUUUCACAGCAUUAUCGCGCUGGGUGCCGCCAUUGACACUCAUAAACGUCUGUACGGGUCCAUGGCAAAUAUUUCUGCCCACACUGGGUUCCUCGCUAAGCGAGUCUAUGAUCGACUCUCUGCAAUGGCACAUUUCAAUGACUCCAAGGUCUGUCAGAUCUACCAAUCAGACUAUGCAAACCCAGCUUUGCAGGGCCCGAUCAUCGCUUUCAACCUGAGAAAUAGUCGAGGGGAAUGGGUUCCAAAGACCGAGGUAGAAAGUCUAGCCACAAUGCAGAAUAUCCAACUACGUUCUGGAUCAGUGUGCAAUCCUGGAGGAACGGCCUUCUCUCUUGGAUGGACCAGCCAAGAGCUGCGCCGUCAUUAUGCCGCUGGGUUGCGAUGUGGCGAUGAUCACGACUUGUUAGAUGGCCGGCCGACUGGUAUUGUCCGUGUCAGCCUGGGGGCAAUGACCAACCUGGAGGAUAUUGACUCGCUGAUUGAUUUCAUCGAGAAGUUCUAUGUUGAAAAGGUGCCUCCAUUGGUCUCACUGACUCCUCCCCUGGGUAAAGACACCCUGUUCGCUCCUCACUUUUAUGUUGAAAGUGUCACCAUAUUCCCCAUCAAAGGUUGUGGCGCAUUUAAAGUCCCUGAAGGUCAAAGUUGGGAAAUCAAAAAAGAGGGAAUCGCAUGGGAUCAGGAAUGGCAUCUCAUCCAUGCUGGGUCUGGUGUGCCUAUGAAUCAGUGGGAGCACCCUCGGAUGGCUCUCAUAUGUCCCUCUGUUGAUGUUGACCGCAACAUACUUCGCAUCACCUGUGCCGCCAAGGCUGCAAAUGACGAACUAAGCCUUGAAAUACCUCUUACAUGGAGCCGCACAUGCAUGGGUACGAUGACUACUCCAGUUCGUUCGAGUUGCCAAAAACGGCCGGUCAGUGCCCACGGAGAUCAGUCGUGUCUUCGCGCCUACGCCUCCCCCGUGGUUUCGGCUUUCUUUUCCAAUUACUUGGGGGUAUCUUGUACACUCGCACGGUUUUCCUCACAGGACGCAGGCCAAGCUAUGCAACGACCACACCUUGGCGACACUUGGAAAGAUCGCUUACGGAGAUUCACCAGGCUCGGACUCCUCUCCUCCACUGAUCAAUUCCCCGGAGAGCUUGGCCAAAAAUAUCUGGCCGUGUCCAGAGAAACGGCCAUUUUGAUUAUUUCCAGGUCUUCACUCAAUUUUUUGAACGAGAAUAUCAAGGUCAACACCAAAUUUACAUCUAGAAUCGGCGGAAAUUUCACUGCAGAUGUAUUGCAGGGCAACAUUGUGAUCGCGGAGCGGACCUCCCAGCUAGGGCGCGCGGAACUGCCUUUUGUUGAGAAGUGGUCGUCCAUUUAUAUCGGACACGACGAGCUUCGCUUCGAUACUUUUGACCCGUGCCAGCGCUGCCAGAUGAUAUCUGUCGAUCAGGCUACGGGAAUGCGACGCAUGGAAAUACUUGCUGCUCUUCCCAAAAAGCAACAGAUCGAUGGAAAAGACGUGUUGGGUAGAUAUGCGGCUAUUUCCACAAUGGGAGCCACGGAAUCUGAGCCAGGGAGGCCCGGCAGAAGGUCGAUUAUGGUGGGAGAUGUUGUGCUACCAUCAUACCAGCAUGAUUGA
Messenger RNA from Penicillium brevicompactum, 2523 nucleotides. RefSeq lists its product as uncharacterized. The record is from RefSeq and is a predicted model, not a curated record. Gene Ontology annotation, biological process: Mo-molybdopterin cofactor biosynthetic process. The transcript is spliced from 2 exons. The coding region runs from base 1 to 2523 and encodes 840 amino acids. NCBI's taxonomy places the organism in Eukaryota, Fungi, Ascomycota, Eurotiomycetes, Eurotiales, Aspergillaceae. Gene Ontology annotation, molecular function: molybdenum ion binding; molybdenum cofactor sulfurtransferase activity; pyridoxal phosphate binding.